CUUCCUGAUCAACAUGGCGGACUCCCACGGGGACACCGGCACCACCAUGCCUGAAGCGGCGGCCCAGGAGGCGUCGGUCUUCAGCAUGACGGACGUGGUUCUGUUCUCGCUCAUCGUGGGGCUGAUCACCUACUGGUUCCUCUUCAGAAAGAAAAAGGAGGAAGUGCCCGAGUUCACCAAGAUCCAGGCCCCGACGUCGUCGUCAGUGAAGGAGAGCAGCUUCGUGGAGAAGAUGAAGAAGACGGGCCGGAACAUCGUGGUCUUCUACGGCUCCCAGACGGGCACCGCCGAGGAGUUUGCCAACCGCCUGUCCAAGGACGCCCACCGCUACGGGAUGCGGGGCAUGGCCGCCGACCCCGAGGAGUACGACCUGGCCGACCUGAGCAGCCUGCCCGAGAUCAACAACGCCCUGGCCGUCUUCUGCAUGGCCACCUACGGUGAGGGGGACCCCACCGACAACGCCCAGGACUUCUACGACUGGCUGCAGGAGACCGACGUGGACCUCUCGGGGGUCAAGUACGCGGUGUUUGGCCUCGGGAACAAGACCUACGAGCACUUCAACGCCAUGGGCAAGUACGUGGACCAGCGGCUGGAGCAGCUCGGCGCCCAGCGCAUCUUCGAGCUGGGCAUGGGCGACGAUGAUGCAAACCUGGAGGAGGACUUCAUCACGUGGCGGGAGCAGUUCUGGCCGGCGGUGUGCGAGCACUUCGGUGUGGAGGCCACAGGAGAGGAGUCCAGCAUUCGGCAGUACGAGCUCGUGCUGCACACAGACAUCGACGUGGCCAAGGUGUACCAGGGCGAGAUGGGCCGCCUCAAGAGCUACGAGAACCAGAAACCCCCCUUCGAUGCCAAGAAUCCCUUCCUGGCCACGGUCACCACCAACCGGAAGCUGAACCAGGGCACCGAGCGCCACCUCAUGCACCUGGAGCUGGACAUCUCGGACUCCAAGAUCAGGUAUGAGUCUGGGGACCACGUGGCUGUGUAUCCGGCCAACGACUCUGCCCUCGUCAACCAGCUGGGGGAGAUCCUGGGUGCCGACCUGGACGUCGUCAUGUCCCUGAACAACCUCGAUGAGGAGUCCAACAAGAAGCACCCAUUCCCCUGCCCCACUUCCUACCGCACGGCCCUCACCUACUACCUGGACAUCACCAACCCGCCGCGCACCAACGUGCUCUACGAGCUGGCCCAGUACGCCGCCGACCCCGCUGAGCAGGAGCAGCUGCGCAAGAUGGCCUCAUCCUCGGGCGAGGGCAAGGAGCUGUACCUGAGCUGGGUGGUGGAGGCGCGGAGGCACAUCCUGGCCAUCCUCCAAGACUACCCGUCCCUGCGGCCGCCCAUCGACCACCUGUGUGAGCUGCUGCCCCGGCUGCAGGCGCGCUACUACUCCAUCGCCUCCUCCUCCAAGGUCCACCCCAACUCCGUGCACAUCUGCGCCGUGGCCGUGGAGUACGAGACCAAGGCCGGCCGCCUCAACAAAGGCGUGGCCACCAGCUGGCUGCGGGCCAAGGAGCCGGCCGGGGAGAAUGGCGGCCGUGCCCUGGUGCCCAUGUUCGUGCGCAAGUCCCAGUUCCGCCUGCCCUUCAAGGCCACCACGCCGGUCAUCAUGGUGGGCCCCGGCACCGGCGUGGCCCCCUUCAUCGGCUUUAUCCAGGAGCGGGCCUGGCUGCGGCAGCAGGGCAAGGAAGUGGGCGAGACGCUGCUGUACUACGGCUGCCGGCGCGCGGCCGAGGACUACCUGUACCGCGAGGAGCUCGCCGGCUUCCAAAAGGACGGCACGCUCAGCCAGCUCAACGUGGCCUUCUCCCGCGAGCAGGCCCAGAAGGUCUACGUGCAGCACUUGCUGAGGAGGGACAAGGAGCACCUGUGGCGGCUCAUCCACGAGGGGGGCGCCCACAUCUACGUGUGCGGGGACGCUCGGAACAUGGCCAGGGACGUGCAGAACACCUUCUACGACAUCGUGGCCGAGCUGGGGGCCAUGGAGCACGCGCAGGCCGUGGACUACGUGAAGAAGCUCAUGACCAAGGGCCGCUACUCCCUGGACGUGUGGAGCUAGGGCCCCGGGGCGGCCGCGGACGGACUCCUGCGGGCCGGGCUGGGGCCUGGCCCCGCCAGUGAUUGCCGGUGAAUGUAAAUAAUUUUAAAUACCCUGUGCCCUUGGAAUAAAGUCCUGUUUUCUGU
Oryctolagus cuniculus (rabbit) is the source of this 2178-nucleotide messenger RNA. RefSeq names its product cytochrome p450 oxidoreductase (gene POR). Lineage: Eukaryota; Metazoa; Chordata; Mammalia; Lagomorpha; Leporidae. The record is from RefSeq and is marked provisional. Gene Ontology annotation, molecular function: FMN binding; NADPH-hemoprotein reductase activity; flavin adenine dinucleotide binding. Gene Ontology annotation, cellular component: cytosol. Gene Ontology annotation, biological process: response to hormone.